UGCAAACGGCCGAUAAUGUUUUGCAAUGUCCUUAACCGUGGUGGCCGAUACGACAACGCCAGGAGCUGAGACGCUUCGUACGGAGACUGAGGAAAGAGGCAACAAGAGUGCGGCGAGACAACAUCAGCCGAUUACGCUAAUUUUGCCUACCAGCGGUAAGCUGUUUUUCGAGAAAAAGCAAGAGUUUCAACUGUGCAAACCGCAGCUGCUACCGCUAAAGUCGUUCAGUUUGGAGAAGUUGGAAAGAAUGCACCAAGAAGCGCAACGCCAGUUGCAGGAAACUCGUGCCCGAACCGCUGCCUCCAAGAGUUGUAACAAUUUCUAA
Anopheles maculipalpis is the source of this 325-nucleotide messenger RNA. It is a transcript of the gene BBIP1, whose product is annotated as BBSome-interacting protein 1. Lineage: Eukaryota; Metazoa; Arthropoda; Insecta; Diptera; Culicidae. Gene Ontology annotation, cellular component: BBSome. The transcript has a single exon. The coding region runs from base 26 to 325 and encodes 99 amino acids. Gene Ontology annotation, biological process: cilium assembly; receptor localization to non-motile cilium. The record is from RefSeq and is a predicted model, not a curated record.